Messenger RNA from Sciurus carolinensis (gray squirrel), 4072 nucleotides. It is a transcript of the gene Mcl1, whose product is annotated as MCL1 apoptosis regulator, BCL2 family member. The coding region runs from base 129 to 1181 and encodes 350 amino acids. The transcript has 3 exons. NCBI's taxonomy places the organism in Eukaryota, Metazoa, Chordata, Mammalia, Rodentia, Sciuridae. Gene Ontology annotation, molecular function: channel activity; protein heterodimerization activity; protein homodimerization activity. The record is from RefSeq and is a predicted model, not a curated record. Gene Ontology annotation, biological process: positive regulation of apoptotic process; release of cytochrome c from mitochondria; mitochondrial fusion. Gene Ontology annotation, cellular component: mitochondrial outer membrane.
ACUGGCUCUAAAACCGUGAUCUAGGAGAACCUCUCCCACUCCUUACUUCCGCUUCCUUCAAGUAAGGAGUCGAGGCCUCCCCUAUUUUUCUCACACCGACAGGCAGCGGGUGGCAGCGACGUCUUGCGAUGUUUGGCCUUAAAAGAAACGCGGUAAUCGGACUCAACCUCUACUGUGGGGGCGCUGGGCUAGGGGCCGGCAGUGGCGGCGCCACUCCGCCUGGAGGGCGGCUCUUGGCCGCGGAGAAGGAGGCCACUGCUCGGCGAGAGGUAGGGGGAGGGGAAGCCGGCACUGUGAUUGGCGGAAGCGCCGGCGCGAGCCCCCCGACCGCUCAGGCGCAAGACGCCCGAAGGGUCGCGCGGCCGGUGCCCAUUGGCGCCGAGGUCCCCGACGUCACCGCGACCCCGGCGAGGCGACUGUUCUUCGCGCCCACCUACUGCGUGUCGCCGCCGGAGGAGAUGGAAGCCCCCACCGCCGACGCCGCCAUGUCGCCCGAAGAGGAACUGGACGGAUAUGAGCCCGAGCCUCUUGGGAAGCGACCGGCUGUCCUGCCCUUGCUGGAGUUGGUCGGGGAGGCCAGUAAGAGCCCCAGCACUGACGGGUCACUACCCUCGACGCCGCCCCCAGCGGAGGAGGAGGACGACGAGUUGUACCGGCAGUCGCUGGAGAUUAUCUCUAGGUACCUUCGAGAGCAGGCAACAGGCGCCAAGGACGCAAAGCCAAUGGGCGGAUCUGGGGCCGCCAGCCGGAAGGCGCUAGAGACCCUACGACGGGUCGGGGACGGAGUGCAACGCAACCACGAGACGGCCUUCCAAGGCAUGCUUCGGAAACUGGACAUCAAAAACGAAGAUGAUGUCAAAUCUUUGUCUCGAGUGAUGGUCCAUGUUUUCAGUGACGGAGUAACAAACUGGGGCAGGAUUGUGACUCUAAUUUCUUUUGGUGCCUUUGUGGCCAAACACUUGAAGAGCAUAAACCAAGAAAACUGCAUCGAACCUUUAGCAGAGAGUAUCACAGAUGUUCUCGUAAGGACAAAACGGGACUGGCUGGUCAAACAAAGAGGCUGGGAUGGGUUUGUGGAGUUCUUCCAUGUAGAGGACCUAGAAGGCGGCAUCAGAAAUGUGCUGCUGGCUUUUGCAGGUGUUGCUGGAGUAGGAGCUGGUUUGGCAUAUCUAAUAAGAUAGCCUUGUAAGUGCAAUAGUUGACUCUUAACCAACUCCAGCCACCAAAACUUCUGUGAAAUCAAAUGUAUUUAUGAAGUUGGACUUCAAGCUGCCCAGGCUGUAACCUCCAAGAGUUUCACUCUAGCAACCUAGCCAGAAAGCAAGUGGCAAGAGGAUUAUGUCUAACGAGAAUAAAUACAUGGGAAAAGUAGUCCCCCUUGAAGAGUUCACUGUAUGAAAGAAGCAAAGUUCACUUUCAGCACCAAGCAAACUGGGAGGCCAUGGAGGAGGACUGUUAGAUUUAGUGAAGAUAAAAAUGGAAAAACUUAAAUUUCCUUGUCUAGAACCAGAAGAGUGGCCAGUAGCCAGGCUAGUCAUAGAAUUCAUUAAAUAUGCCCACCGAAUUCAUUAAUUUCCUAUAGUGUUAAAGAGAAGCACUAACAAUGCCAGUGACCUAUAAGAAAUGAUUUAAGCUCCAAGUAAUUGAGCUAUGACUAGAAGCCUCAGUACUGUGCAAAAAUGAAGGGAAGCUUUUCCUCUCUAAUUAGCUUUCCCAGGUAUACUUCUUGAUAGAAGAUCCAAGUGUUCAGGAUUUUUCUACCUGUUCUACUUUGGCUUGGUUUGAAUGAUUCUUAGUUUAUUAGCAUAGUAAUGACCAAGAGUACUUAAAGGCUCAGCUAGUUACAAAUAUGAAUAUUCUCAUUUUUUUAAGACAGAAACAACUUAUAAAUGUAUUUGUCUGUAAAAAUGUAUAUUUUUACAGAGAAAAUAUUUCUGUGAACAUAAAAGGAGAAAAGUCUCGAAUUUAAACUUUGAAAUCUACAACUUCUUCAGUUAGGAAUCUAUUUCUUCAUAUAGCUUUUCUAUUCUAAACUUUCUCCUGGUCAGUUCUAGAGUAUUUACAGAAUCAACUGUGAGUGUGUGCAACCUGGUUGUAGUGGGACAAAUCUGAUUCAUAACUAUGCAGGCUUUAAUUUUCCAAUCUGGUAUUGGUAAGUAUUCCUUAGAUAGUUUUUUUUUUUUUUUUUUUUUUAAACCUGGGAUUGAAAAGUUGUGGAAUGAACAUUAAUCCUUUAAUUUGGUUAUAUGUAGAUUUUCAAUAAUUGAGUCAAAGUGGAGUUCUAAGUUUUGUUUGUUUUUGUUUUUGUUUUUGCAGGGGUGGGGAUAAGCUAGUGACUUAAAAAUAAUGGGCUCUGAUUAGGCAACUACUCAUUUAAGUUCCUUCCAUUUGACCUAAUUUAACUGGUGAAAUUUAAACUGAGUGAAUGAGCUCAUCUUUAAAGCUUUUACUGAAGGAUUUUCAGCUGUUCCAAGUGGGACUUAUUAGCAUUGUUUAUAAAAAGAUAACAUCAGGUGGAUGAGAGACAUUGGAUCCCUUGUUUGCUUAAUAAGUUGUAAAAUGAUGGCUUGGAAAAGCAGGCUAGAGUCUAACUAUGGUGCUAUUAUGGGGCUUGCUUGUUAAACACAGGUUUAAGCCUCAUAUAUCAAUAAAAGAAAUACUUAUUGUUUUUUUUCUAUUAAUGAUUCCCAAGCUUUGUUUUGAAUUUUUGCAUUGGCAUCUCGGUGGAUUUCAAACCUGAUGUAUUGAACACAUUUACUUCUGUCCUUCGUUGAAAUAUUUGCUGCUUGUUCUGCUCCCUCUUCAGAUAUUUAUAUCAGUUUCUGCAUCUUUACCCUGCCAUCCCUGAACUCUUACCUAGACCUUUUAGUUUUUAGCACUAUGAACCUGAGUGACCCCUUUCUUCCCUAAUGCCACCCCCCCACCUCAAGAGUCAGCAGACGUUCAUCAUUUAUGAAUUUUGUCCUGUUGGGAGGUAGUAAUACCAUGGGUCCUGGAACAAUGACAGUCAGUGGGGAUGGGAAGGGAGUCCCUUGUCCUUGGAUUGAUACCUUUUCACUUGUUUUAACCUAUCUUUGGGGAAAAAGGUUUCAAAAGUCCUUUUAAGAAUUUUCAGGAAAACAUCAUUUUACAUUGGCUUUCUGAAGUUUCCUUUGCAUUUGAAUAAGCUCACUUAAAUUUUAUAUAAAGAAGUGGGCUCUGUUAAAACAACCUCAAAGAGUUAUAUAAAAGCUAUUGGUAAACUGAAGAAAGCUGUUGGAACUAGGGUCAUUUGAAAGCUUCAGCCCCAGAACAUGACCUUUAGUCUGUGGACUCCAGAUAAAAAUAGGCAUGAAUAAAAUGACUCAGAAUGUAAUGGGGAAGAAUUGCCUUGCCUGCCCAUCUCCAGAGCCAUAAGGUCAUCUUGCUAGAGCUAUUUUUACCUAUGUAUUUAUCAUUCUUGAUCACAAACCACUUAUUUAUAUCAUGUCUAUCUCUUAAGGACCUAAAAGCACUUUAUGUAGUUUUUAAUUAAUCUUAAGAUCUGGUUAAGGUGACUAAAAGGCCUUUCUCCCCAUAUCCAGUUGUGGAAAUAAGGCAUAGGUGUAGAUUGGUGUUUAGAAGCACCACUUCCCAAUUCACUAGGUGUGACUGCUGAAAUGUAGACCGGAUAUUAGUUGGUGUUUUGGGUCCAGAACACUUGAGGGCUUAGGGAGCCCAAAUGGUUUGGGAAGCGGUGGAACAAUUGGUUUAUAGGGAGAAGAGGCACGUGGUUCGAGUGCUGACUAGCUGCAUAGUUCAGGCAAAUCCUCCAAAAUGGAGAAGGGAGGAACUGCUUGGAAUAGCUUUCUCAGUGACUUCUGUUUGUCUUAUGCUUCUCUCAGGGAAAAACAUGCAGUCCUCUAGUGAUGUCCAUGUACAUUCUAUUGGGGUGAACACUUUGGUUCUGGUUAAACAGCUAGUGUUUUUGACAGCUGUUCCAGGAAGUGUUAGGACCAACUACAAAUCAAUGUGGGUUGUAAAAUGUAGUGUUUCCCUAACGUCCUGUUUUUUUCCUGAGAAAAAAAUAAAUCAUUUUUUUUUUCAAAUGUAA